Tetrahymena thermophila SB210 is the source of this 567-nucleotide messenger RNA. RefSeq lists its product as hypothetical. The record is from RefSeq and is a predicted model, not a curated record. Lineage: Eukaryota; Ciliophora; Oligohymenophorea; Hymenostomatida; Tetrahymenidae. The transcript has a single exon.
AUGUUCAGGAUUGGAAUAUAAGUUUUUCUAAAAUGCAAGAUCAAUCCACCAGAAUCAUGGCAAAAGAUAUUCUUUUUGUUAAACGAUUUGUAUAGUGUUCGUUACUGCACUAAGAAUAAUCUAACCAUCUCUGGUCCUUAUCAUACGCUGAGGUAUGUAAGAAAUCCCCUUAAAAGUUUUUAAACUCGAAUAAUCUAAUAAGAAAUCAAUCUACAAAAUCUUAGCCACCAUAGCUAAAUCUACCUUGUUUCAAGGAUUUUCAGAACAACUCAGAUAUGUUUCUUGAAAAUGAUUUACUAUAUCGCCCUUUACUCUAUUUUUGAAACACCUGAAUCUGCGGAAGCCUUAGCCGAUUGCUACUGGAGAAGAAAAUAGGGUGAGUCAUUGGAUUAAACAGUUUUAGGAGUAUACUAGUAAUCGAGCCUUGGCCUAGGAUCUUACUGGCGAAAAAUAGAUAUUUUCUCGAGGAAUCAUCUAUCUCCUACAACUUCCUUUAACUCCAACACCCUAUUUUAAUUUAAAUUGGAAUAUCAAAAAAACCCAAAAACCCAGGUUAAGGUAUAAUGA